AUGUUUACCAAGCAAGAUGGGCAGCACUUCACUAUUAUAGUAGCCUAUGUUGAUGAUCUUUUGUUAACUGGGUCUGAUCUUCCUAUUAUUCAGCUUAUUAAGCAAGCUUUGGAUAGUGCUUUUACUAUCAAAGAUCUAGGUGAACUGACCUAUUUCUUAGGGAUUGAAGUCUCUAGAUCUCCUGCUGGAAUUUUACUUAAUCAAAGGAAGUAUAUUGUGGAUAUGUUAAAAGAUACUAAGCUGGAAUUUUGUAAAACUACUGCCUUUCCAUUUCCUAAGGCUCUUAAGCUUAAUGCUCAUGAUGGUGAAAGAUUAGAAGAUCCAGAAAUUUACAGAAGACUUGUUGGGAAAUUUCUAUAUUUGAAUAUGACAAGACCAGACAUAUCUUAUGUAGUUCAGCAGCUCAGCCAGUUCUUAAGUGAUCCAAGGACACCACAUCUAAAUGAUGCCAUGUAUGUUAUCAGAUACUUGAAAGGCACUAUUGAUCAUGGUUUGUUGUAUGAUCAUAAUGAUUUGCAGCUCCAAGCUUACAGUGAUGCAGAUUGGGGAAAUUGUCCUGUAUCUGGGAGAUCCCUAAUAGGUUAUUGUAUUUUUCUUGGGAAUUCCUUUAUUUAUUGGAAGACUAAAAAGCAGAAGGUUGCGUCUAAAAGUUCAGCAGAGGCAGGGUAUAGGAGCAUGAGUCAUACUACUAGUGAGGUAGUUUGGCCUGAAGGACCUUUACAAGACUUAAAAGUGCUUGUUCAUCAACCUAUCACCUUGUUUUGUGAUAAUACCUCAGCUCAACACAUUGCUGAGAAUCAUGUGCUACAUGAAAGAACAAAGCACAUCAAGCUUGAUGUUCAUUAUGUUAGAGAAAACGUUCAAUCUAGUUUUCUUAAACUUCAACAUGUUUCAUCUGGAUUACAAUAG
Molecule: messenger RNA, 909 nt
Organism: Beta vulgaris subsp. vulgaris (sugar beet)
Lineage: Eukaryota; Viridiplantae; Streptophyta; Magnoliopsida; Caryophyllales; Amaranthaceae
Exons: 1
Coding region: 1-909 (302 amino acids)
Source: RefSeq, a predicted model, not a curated record